Molecule: messenger RNA, 1188 nt
Organism: Mesorhabditis belari
Lineage: Eukaryota; Metazoa; Nematoda; Chromadorea; Rhabditida; Rhabditidae
Source: the annotation of a GenBank genome assembly
AUGUUCAUCAGCGUUUUGAUGACCGGAGUCCUUGGAUGGGUUUCCUCGUUCGCCACCUCACUUACCUGGUUCACUUUCUGGAGAACGUUGCUUUCUUUUUUCAAUACCGGACAUAUUGUAAUCGUUAUGGUGUACAUGUGUGAAAAAUUCCCGCGCCAACAUCGAAUGUGGCUCAAUUUCGUCUUCUCAUGGUCGCCGAAUUUGAUGUUCGCGUCGAUUAUCGCCUAUUAUUCAGUCGACUGGCGCACGUUCUCCCGAUCGCUCAACUCGCUCGCUUUCAUUGCCGCCAUUCUGCUUUAUUUCUGCGAGGAAUCGAUCUACUGGUUGGUGAGAAAAGGACGCAUUGAUGAAGCGGAAAAAGCGAUGAAGAGAAUUUAUCGGAUAAACGGAGAGGAUCUGGAUCUGAAAUCACUGAAAUUCGUCCUGCAACAAGAGAAACAACAAUUCGAGGCAAAAAAAUCGACGGGCAGCUAUUUCUUCCAUCAUCUUUUCUGCACUUGGCGUCUCAUGGGCUACUCGUUCACGAUGAUUCUCAGCUAUUUUGCCGUCUCGAUCAUCAACUAUGGUAUUAUGUUUAAUAUGGAACAUUUGGAGGGAUCGAUUUUCUUCAAUACGAUCUUUAUCGGCUGUUUCCGAUAUGUUCUCAAUGUGAUCUCAGCUGCAGUCGAUUACAAUUAUCCAAGAGUUGGAAGAAAAACAGCUCACAUGUUUUUCUCGGCGUACACCGUGGUGGCGAUUGCGAUCGCGUUGGUAAUCGAGAUGUUCGACAUCGAUUCCCUCAGCUCGAUCGUUCGCUAUUUGGUGAUGUCCGCCGGGUCGAUGGUUGCACAGAUUUAUGUCGUCAAUGGGGUCACUUGUUCGGAGAUCUAUCCAACCGCCGUCCGUAACAUUGCCUAUGCAACGACGCAAAUCAGCGGAAGUAUUGGAUCAAUUUUGGGACCGCAGCUUUUCCAUUUGUCCUCAAUCUUCGAGCUUCUUCCCUAUUUGGUGAUGUUGGCGCUGCAAUUCGGCGAGACUUUUUGUGUCACCGUUCUGGUGCCCGAAUCAAAGGGACGACCGAUGGCCGAUUCGAUGCCCGAAGUGAAUGAAAGAUUCAGAUUGUGCCGACCAAAAGUGGUGAUUGACGACGAGGAAAUCAAGAAAGUCUCCCGGCUGACCCCUGCUCUCCCGCAAAAUGAAAAUAUUGCC